UCUCAAAAGCAAAACAAAACAAAAGAUCUAAUUGUAGAGAAUUUGCAGUCAGUCCCUUGCCUUCUGCCAGACUAGGCCCUCCAAUCCAGACAGUCACGGUCCUGGUUCAUAUCCUCCUACCAGCUGCCUGCCCCCCGCGUGGUGCCUGACUUCCGGGAGUCGUUUCCGGCGAGGCCUCUGGCGACGGUUGAGCGGCAAGAUGAGUGUCUUCUCGCGCCUCAGGAACGGAAUCCCACCGUCGCGAGACGACUGCCAGUCUCCCUAUGAGCGAUUAAGUCAACGCAUGUUGGACAUUUCUGGGGACCGAGGUGUGCUGAAAGAUAUCAUCCGCGAGGGCGCUGGCGAUCCUGUGACACCUGACGCUUCUGUGCUGGUGAAAUACUCUGGAUACCUGGAGCACAUGGAUAAGCCUUUCGACUCCAAUUGCUUUAGGAAAACCCCUCGGCUGAUGAAACUUGGAGAAGAUAUUACACUCUGGGGCAUGGAGCUGGGCCUUCUAAGCAUGCGCAGAGGGGAACUGGCCAGGUUCCUGUUCAAGCCAACCUAUGCUUAUGGUACCCUGGGGUGCCCGCCCCUCAUCCCUCCAAAUGCCACUGUCCUGUUUGAGAUCGAGCUGAUUGACUUCCUGGACUCUGCCGAGUCGGACAAGUUUUGUGCACUCUCAGCUGAGCAGCAAGAACAGUUUCCACUCCAGAAAGUCCUCAAGGUAGCGGCAACCGAGAGGGAGUUUGGCAACUACCUUUUCCGCCAGAAUCGCUUCUGUGAUGCCAAAGUGAGAUACAAGCGGGCCUUGUUGCUGCUCCAUCGACGCUUGGCCAUCUGUGAGGAGCAGCACUUGGUAGAACCUGCUGAGCUCCUAGUCCUCCUUAACCUUUCAUUUGUGUACCUGAAGCUAGACCGCCCUGCUAUGGCCCUGCGCUAUGGGGAGCAGGCUCUGCUCAUUGACAAAAGGAACGCCAAAGCCCUCUUCAGGUGUGGACAGGCUUGCCUCCUCCUGACCGAGUAUGAGCAGGCUCGGGACUUUCUAGUGAGAGCUCAGAAGGAGCAGCCCUGUAACCAUGACAUCAAUAAUGAGCUGAAGAAGCUGUCCAGCCACUACAGGGACUAUGUGGACAGAGAGAGAGAGAUGUGUCACCGGAUGUUUGCUCCCUGUGGAAGCGGCUCUUCAGUGGGAGGAAACUGAAGAAACGGCUUGAGAGGAGGGGUCAUGAAAGGCCCAUUCAUCCAUGCGCUCUAGCAGGUUCUGAAGUGCUGCUGUCUGCUUGGCAGAUGCCCACUAUUAGUGCCUUUGCAGGCAUGACUUUUUGAUCCCAUCCUCUGAGUCUUCCAGGGGAACUUCUGAACUAAGCUGCAACCAGAAGACCUCUUGUGAUUUGGCUCUUGUCACAUUCAGUAGAGAUAUAAGACAUCUGUUUCCCAGAUCCUCUGUGUGUAAGGAUCUGCGUGGCUGCAUGUGUUCUCUCUCUCUCUCUCUCUCUCUCUCUCUCUCGUGUGUGUGUGUGUGUGUGUGUGAGAGAGAGAGAGAUAGAGAGAGAAUAUGAGAACGAGCUUGAGAGCAAGUGCGUGUGAGAGCAAGCAUGGUGGUUUUCCUGUCUGUGCCCUGCUAUGUUCUGGGAUUUAAACUCAUGUCCUUGUAAUUGUGGAGUGUGUGCUCCACAACUGUGAAGCCAUCUCCAGCCCAGGACCUGAAGCUUUACAUUGUAGAUGACAUGAGUACUUUUAAGACUGAGACCUGGUUUUCUCAUUUGUGUGGCUGGUCUCUGCUACCUUAUGCAUUCUUCUUUUCCCACCUUUGUUCUGCCCCCCCAACCCCCUUUUCACCUUCUAACACUAGGUAGGAGAGAAACAAGGAAAGAGGAGAAAGAAGACAGACACACACUCACACACCCCGAGAGAGAGAGAGAGAGAGAGAGAGAGAGAGAGAGAGAGAGUAUAUAUGAAUGAAUGAAUGAAUGAAUGAAUGAAUAUCUGAUUUCUUUCCUUUUAUUUCUUAGACCAUGGCUCCUAACAAACCACAACCAACCUCCCUUGACAGCCAGCAGCCACCUACACUGCCUCUCUCAGGGCUCUCACAUUUAUACCUCUGAAAAGAUCCAGGCAUUCUAGAAGUUGGAAAAACCAUGCUUCUGCUAGAGCAUGCAGCAAGUCGUGGUCAGCUGAUUUAGAAAGUUUAAAGCAGCCCCACAUUCCUGAUUAAAACAAAAGCACAUUCUUAAAUAUUUCUUUUAUUUUUAAAUAAAACAAAAUUCCAGAAUUCUCAAAGAUAUCACUACACAUUUGUGCACUUCUAGCCCCAGUGGUGACUGAAUCAGGUAAAACAGUGGGCUCCUGUUUUACCUCCUUUCAACUAUUGGCUGACAGACACUGUGCUAAACAGUGACCAAGGCCAGACGGGACUUCCUGUCACAGUGAGCAGCUCCUGGUACAGGAGAUGGACUUGGCAGGGAUAGACACUUCAGUGGCCUCGCCACACCCUCUUCCAGGGGACCUCCUCUGCAGCACAUGGCACGGACAUGUCCCUCUGACUGUGACCAUGCUUUGGGGUAAAUGUAAGCCAUUAGUGGUCAGAAGACCUGGAGGUCAGUUCCCAGCUGACCGUGAAGACACAUUUAUAGCUGCCUUCCUGUGUUUAGCAAAGCAGUAGGGGUCUCUCCAGACCUGGAGGUGCCACUUGAAACUCUCCUGCGUGUGUCACACCUGACUUCCCUUAGCAUCAUCACAGCAGCAGAGAUGAUGCCGUGAGCCAAAAUGGAUGUGUCAUAAUUGUGCUUAUUGUUCCUAAACAUGUUUUGCAGGGGAUACAUGUGUGCUUAAACAUGGAAACCAGAGGCCAGCCUGGGAUAGUGGUCUUCAGGAGGCUGCCACCUUUUUGUUGAGACGGUCUCUCUCUAGGACUUAGCACUUGUCUCCGUCCUCCCAGCACUGACUGCAGGCGCUCCCAGGCGUGCUUGGUUUUUUAUACGCGUGUUGGGCUGAACUCAGGUUCUCUGGCUUGUACAGCAGGCACGUUACCCACCAAGCUAUGUCCCCAGAGAUGGAUUGUGUGGAUUUUAAAUACAGCAUUUCCACGACAUAGAUGUUGUCUCCACUGAGGAUGUCAGACCUGAAGCAACUAAGUACCUUGCCCAAGUUAGACAGAGAGAGGUAGAAAGCAGAUCACACUGGGGCAGCCUGGCUAUAGACACAAAGCUGAAAUCAGUGACCAGUACUGGCCAUGAGAGGAGACCGUUUAACUCAGAAUCCUCCUUUCUGGGUAGUUACCUGAUCUCUUAGGGUUUCCACUGCUGUGAGAAGACGCCAUAACCAUGUAAACUCUUAGAUAAAACAUUUAAUUGGGACCGGCUUAUAUUAUCAUCAUGGUGAGAAGCAGGUAGACAUGGCGCUGGAGAAGGAGUGGAGAGUCCUAUGUCUUAAUCCACAGGCAGCAGGAGACUGUGUUCUACACUGGAUGUAGCUUGAGCAUAGGAGACCAAAAGCCAGUCCCUACAUUGACACACUUCCUCCAAUAAGGCCACACCUCCUAAUAGUGCCACUUCCUAUGGGCCAAGCAUUCACACACGAGUCUGUUGGGGGGUGCAUAACUAUUCACCACACCCACAUAGGUAAACAUUGUAUUUACAUACAAAUGAUAUGAGCAUUUUCGUGUGUAAUAUGGGCAUGUAUAUGCCACAGAAUAUGUGUGCAGGUCAGAGUAUAAUCGGAAUGAUAGUUCUUUUUUUUAUAAUUUUUAUUUAUCUUACGACUAUGGAUAGUCUGUCUAUAUGUAUGUCUCUGCACCAUGUACAUGCCUGGUGCCUUGGAGGUCACAAGAGGGAGGGCAUCUGGUCUCCUAGGACUGGAGCUACAUAGGGUUUAUGAGCCUCCACAGGAAUGCUUAGAAUUAAACCCAGGCCCUCUGGAAAAACAGCCAAUUCUCUUAACCACUAGGCUGUCUCUCAAGCCCUGGAAUGACAGUUCUUAUCUCCCACCUUGUUUGAGAUGUUUUCUUUUGUUUAUUAUGCGUACUCAAGGAUAUUGGACUUCAAGCUUUUUGAGAUUGCCCUGUCUCCAACUCCCAUGGGAGCAUUGAGCACUAGGAUUGCAGGUGCUUAUUCUAUACAUCUGGCUUUUAUGUGAACUCCAUGUUCUGAUACAUAACGUGGAGGGUAAGGGGGCGCACCUGGUGGGCCCAUGCCAAGUUGUUCUCCUGAGAAAUCACGCCAUGCGACAGACCUGAUAGAAGGGAAGUUUAUUGUUGGGGAAAGGGAGUGAGGACUCGAAGAAAGGAGAGGCAGAGAAGUGUGGGAAAGAAAAGGACUGAAAUAGAAAAAAAGAGUGGACAGCUGGGAGCACGUGGGGAGAGAGAGAAGUGGGCAGAGAGAGGGACAGAAAAAAGGGAGGCUGGGGUAGCAAGCAAAUCUCUUAUUCGCUGCCAAGUCACCCGCACUCCCACUCUUCCAGUAUGAUCAUCACACUCAUCCCGGCGCCUUUGCUUCCAGAAAGACUGUCCUGUGCACUGCUCUAGGCAGACGAAUAGUAACUGUCUGUGCUCGUGUCAUUUUAUUGCGAUGCUUUCCCAUCUUAUGUGAGACAAGAUCUUUCCUGGGCCUGGAGUCUCACAGUUAGGAUAGAGCAGCUUCCAGUGAGUCGCAGGGCUGCCCAUCCAUCUUUGCAGCAAUGGGCUUACAGGCAGAAGCAACCGUCGAGACUUGUUUAUGCAGGCUCGAGGGUUGACUGCAAGUCCUUCAUGCUUACAAGGUGGAUGCUUUACCAACCAGCUCCCUAGCCCUGUUUAUUUUUAAGGUAGAUGAUAGGCAGGUGUGGCGCAUGCCUUCAAGGCCAGCCUGAUCUGAACAAGUUUCAGGACAGUCAGGGCUUCACAGAGGAAACACUGUCUUGAAGGGGGCGGUGGGGGAGAGUCUCAAUAUAUAGCCCAGUCUGGAACUUGCAAGUCUCCCGCAGCUGCCUCUGCUAGGCUUUCAGAUAUAUACUGCCUAAGCUGCUUUAGCAUGUUAACCUCUUUAUGUCCAAGGAAUGCUUUAGUCGGCCCUUACCCUGAGUUAGCUUAUAACGAGCUGAGCAUAGACUGUGGGGUGAGAAGGAUAUUCUUUCUCCUUAGAACAGCCCCAAUUAUACCUCACUCAUUAGGCUAUCUCAGGAGAGAGCCACCAUUCCCACACAGGCUCUUUGCCUGCCCCUUCAUCUUCCCUUAGUGAUUCCUUUGGGCUGUGCUCCAGAACAUCUCUUUAAUAGGCAAGGUGUCCUUUCUCCUCCUGCCUACCACACAUUGGACCAUGGCAUUUGCCAUUAGUCCUAAGUCAAUAGUCCAGACUUGGGGUUUCACAUGCUACUCUGACUAUCCAUCACUGCUAGGGACACAGCACACACUUGCCCUCAUGGAAUUGGUGGUGUACUUACAGCCUUUGAUUGAACCAGAGCCUCGAAACAAGAUGUCAUCCGUUGACCUCCCUGGAGUUGGUGUCUACAACAGUCAGCCCUUCAUUCUCAGGGUCCUUCUCAAGCAGUUCACUCACACCCAAAGGAGAAGGCUCUGUUAGUCUCUGUGCCUUCUCUGGGCAACUGACUCUAUGUAAGCCAUUUAAUUUUUCCAGCCCAAAGGCCUAACAGUUGUACCCGGGACUCAUAGUCUUUUGCCAUAAGCUGAGGUCUGCAUUGUGCAUAGGCACACGGCACCCAGAAUUUGUUCUUACCAGCACUGCAGCCUCUGCCUCUGCAGUGAGUGGUGGGAUAGCCAUGAACACUUACUAGUUCCCAUAGCACAUCCACCCAACACUGCUUAUUGGAUAGAUUUUAAUCUCAAGUAAGGAAACACCUGCCAAACACAGUGUUCCCUUCUCUGUAACAGGUAGAAGAGACCUAGCAGCAGAACGGAUAGCUCUGUAAACCUUAACUCCAACCAGCCUACAGUCCACCUGAAGCCAUCCUAGGCUUAACAGACAUUGGUCUGACAGGCCUGGGCAGAGGAAUGGUCCAGGCUGAUUUAAAGGGGAAACAACACUUUACAAAAUCUGCCUGGUGUACAGAGCAAGUUCCAGGACAGUCGGGGUUUUAGGGAAGAAACACUAUCUUGAAGAGGAAAAAAAGACAUUCAUAUCCACGCACUUCUUUCUGUCACACUCCCCAACCCGUGGCACUGCUGAGUUCCUGUCAGAUCUCAAGUAUUUCCCGAGUACCCUAUCUAGUUGAAAAGGACCAUUCUUUAUGUAGUUUCUUCCCUUGCCUGGGAUAUUUUCUGCCUGUGUGUUUUGAUUUUUCUGUUGUGGGUAUUUGUCAAGUUCCUGGUUUCUUUUUUUUUUUUUUUGGUUCUUUUUUUCGGAGCUGGGGACCGAACCCAGGGCCUUGUGCUUCCUAGGCAAGCGCUCUACCACUGAGCUAAAUCCCCAACCCCAGGUUCCUGGUUUCUUAAGCACCAUUUAACAAUUCAGAGUGGACCAGCAGGAGCCUGUGGAGUAGCUCGGUGCUAUGGUGCCUGCCUGGCAUACAGGAGGCCCUGGGUUCAAUCCCAAGGAUCACCAUAAAACAAAUAAAGACACUGUGUCAGUAGAAACAUUGGUAGCCACUUGUGGACAGAGGCAGGAUUUGGGUGGAGUAGUCCUAAGGCUAAGCCAGGAGGAAGCAACCAGAAUGCUGUGAGGUCCCAGGAAGCAGAAGGAACAGGUGUCUGCACU
Rattus norvegicus (Norway rat) is the source of this 6668-nucleotide messenger RNA. It is a transcript of the gene Fkbp6, whose product is annotated as FKBP prolyl isomerase family member 6. NCBI's taxonomy places the organism in Eukaryota, Metazoa, Chordata, Mammalia, Rodentia, Muridae. Gene Ontology annotation, cellular component: chromosome; nucleus; cytosol. The record is from RefSeq and is a predicted model, not a curated record. Gene Ontology annotation, biological process: spermatogenesis.